Molecule: messenger RNA, 3630 nt
Organism: Capsaspora owczarzaki ATCC 30864
Lineage: Eukaryota; Filasterea; Ministeriida; Capsasporidae
Exons: 3
Coding region: 1-3630 (1209 amino acids)
Source: RefSeq, a predicted model, not a curated record
AUGGCGCGUUCGACUAUCACGCGUGCCACUCCAAGCCGCUUCGUGCUUGCAGGGCUGCUGGUUUUGGCAUUGGCUCGUCUGGCUUCUGCCGACUGCGUUCCGGGCACAUCCAUCGACACCACACUCAACCCAGGCACGGGGUCCACUGACGCUGAAGCCCCUGGUGAAGUCGAUCCCAUGUACAACGAUGCCUCGAAGGCCUUCAACCACGAUGCCACUGGCGAGUCCUUCUUCGUGUCGUAUCUGACUCCGACACCCGAUGACCCAAUCAGUCUCAUCUACACGUAUGCCGGUGACACACCAACUCUCGUCAAUAGCUACUCGAUUACUGUUGUUUCAUCGGACACCGCCAGGCCGUGCGACGGCUUUGGCUCCGAGUGCAACCAGCAAUCGCCCGGUGUCUGGACGUUUGAGGGCUAUUUGGGCGGCACCUGGACCAUCUUGGACUACCGUGCCGAGUUCAACUGGCAGACGGACGAAACUCGCUCCUUCUGCGUCACCAACGAUGUCGCGUACUCUGCUUACCGUCUGCGCAUGACUGCCAAUGCCGGUUAUGAUUGCACCAACACCGGGGCGUGCGGCGACUCCAUUCGUUCCGGUGUUUCGCUUCGCAGUCUGACCCUCAACAAUGAGUGCCGAGUUAUUCCCUGCCCCCAGCAAACUUCGUCGGCAACCCCCUCCGUCACUCCUUCGUCUGCAACCCCCUCGUCGGCAACCCCCUCCGUCACUCCUUCGUCUGCAACCCCCUCGUCGGCUACUCCGUCCGUGACCCCUUCUUCGGCUACUCCUUCUUCGGCUACUCCUUCGUCGGCUACUCCUUCGUCGGCUACGCCCUCGUCGGCAACCCCUUCGUCGGCUACUCCGUCCGUCACCCCUUCGUCGGCUACGCCCUCGUCGGCUACUCCGUCCGUCACCCCUUCGUCGGCUACUCCUUCGUCGGCUACUCCUUCGUCGGCUACUCCUUCGUCGGCUACGCCCUCGUCGGCAACCCCUUCGUCGGCUACUCCGUCCGUCACCCCUUCGUCGGCUACGCCCUCCUACUCCGUCCGUCACCCCUUCGUCGGCUACUCCUUCGUCGGCUACUCCUUCGUCUGCUACUCCUUCGUCAGCUACGCCUCGUCUGCAACGUCUUCCUCCGCGACUCCCGAGGUUUCGUCUGCCACUCCCGAGGUUUCGUCUGCCACUCCUGAGGUCUCGUCUGCCACUCCUGAGGUCUCGUCUGCCACUCCUGAGGUCUCGUCUGCCACUCCUGAGGUCUCGUCUGCCACUCCUGAGGUCUCGUCUGCCACUCCUGAGGUCUCCUCCGCGACUCCCGAGGUUUCGUCUGCCACUCCUGAGGUUUCGUCUGCCACUCCUGAGGUCUCGUCUGCCACUCCUGAGGUCUCCUCCGCGACUCCUGAGGUCUCGUCUGCCACUCCCGAGGUCUCGUCUGCCACUCCUGAGGUCUCGUCUGCCACUCCUGAGGUCUCCUCCGCGACUCCCGAGGUCUCUUCUGCUACCCCCGAGCCGUCUUCUGCUACCCCCGAGCCGUCUUCUGCUACUCCCGAGGUCUCGUCUGCCACCCCUGAGGCAUCGUCCACUCGUCCUGUUGUCGAAUCGUCCACUCGCCCUGUUGUCGAAUCGUCCACUCGCCCUGUUGUUGAAUCGUCAUCUCGACCUGUCGUCGAGUCAUCGACCCGCCCUGUGGUUGAGUCAUCCACCCGCCCUGUGGUUGAGUCAUCCACCCGCCCUGUGGUUGAGUCAUCCACCCGCCCAGUUGUCGAAUCUUCUUCGCGCCCAGUUGUCGAAUCUUCUUCGCGCCCCGUGGUCGAGUCUUCAAGCCGCCCUGUUGUCGAGUCUUCAAGCCGCCCUGUUGUCGAGUCUUCAAGCCGCCCUGUUGUCGAGUCUUCAAGUCGUCCCGUUGUCGAGUCUUCUUCUCGUCCUGUUGUCGAGUCUUCGAGCCGUCCCGUCGUCGAGUCCUCCAGCCGCCCUAUUGUCUCCUCUAGCCGCCCCAUUGUGGAAUCUAGCGCCACGCCAACACCCUCGUCUGCCACUCCCGAGGUCUCCUCCGCUACGCCCGAGGUUUCGUCCGCUACCCCCGAGGUCUCAUCUGCCACUCCCGAGGUCUCAUCUGCCACUCCCGAGGUCUCAUCUGCCACCCCUGACAUCUCAUCUGCCACCCCUGAAGCUUCGUCCGCCACCCCUGAAGCUUCGUCCGCCACCCCUGAAGCUUCGUCCGCCACCCCUGAAGCUUCGUCCGCCACCCCUGAAGCUUCGUCCGCCACCCCUGAAGCUUCGUCUGCCACUCCCGAGGUCUCCUCGGCUACGUUCACUGGAACUCCGACGCCUACCUUCUCGGGCACGCCUGGGACCUACACCUUUGCAAGCUCGUUUGCCUUCAUCGUCUAUGCUUUCAGCCCGCCUUUCCUGGACUUGCCUACAUGGAUCUCCUACGACCCUACUUCGGGUGUUUUCGACGGUCUCGCUCCUGCCAACUCGACUGCUUUUUCGGGCGCGAUUCGCUUGCUCGCGAUUGACGACAACGGAAACGUGGCCUCCACCACUUUCUUCUAUGAUGUUGUUCCCAACGGAUUGGUCCCGAACUAUCUGCUCUCGAUCACCGCCGACUACCCGCUUGCCGAUUUCACGCCAACCGAUCAAGUCAACCUUGCUGCCCAGCUGGCUCGUCUGUUCUCGGUCUCGAUGGACGAUCUGUUCAUCUGGGAGUUGAUUUCUGGCUCCACGAUUGUUCACUUUGUGACCAGCGACAACGACCUCAACCAAGCGUUGGGCUACUGGCAGACCAUGUACUUGCUUGGCUUGGAGGGCCUCACCUCCGAGACGGGCUUCCCCAUUAUUGCCUUCGGCUUCGCCUCGCCCUCUGAUGUCAGCAUCGCAACCCCAACUCCCACUGAGGUGGUUACUGGAACCAACACUGCAGUUGAUGCCUCAUCCAACACCCCCCCCUCCGUGAUUACGGACGAGCCGCUCAACACUGCGACUGUCACGGCGACUAACAAUCCUGCUUCCACUGACGUCGAGACCUCCAGCCCUUCCGAGACCUCCAACCCUUCGGAGACCUCCAACCCUUCCGAGACCUCCAACCCAUCUGAGACUGUCGCUCCGUCCGCCAGCACCGAGGUUGUCAAUCCGUCGUCCGAUGUCGUCGCCAGCUCGGCCACACCCGCUGGCACCUCAACCUCCACUGCCACGGCAGGCUCCAGCGCUUCCAGCUCAGAUGACGACGAUGAUCACUUGGUCGCCAUUCUUGUCCCGAUCUUUGUCGUCCUCUUUGUCGCCUUGGUGAUUUUGGGUAUUGUUUACCGCGCUCGUGGCCGUCGUGGAUCCUACCGUCCCGAUGAGCCCUACCUGGGCGAAAAGGCAGUCAAGGCUGUUGUCUAUCCCCCAUCCAGCACUCUGCCACGGACUGAAGCGCCGGCUGCUUCCGCUGCCAGUGCCCGUCCUUCGGCAACUGCUGCUGCACCUUCCGGCGCUGAGCGCGCGCGUGUGCCACCACCCUACCAAUCCCCGCCAAACUACGACACAAUGGAGCCCGCUCCUGAAGUUAAGCGGCCAACGGCCGCCGCGCCAGUCUCCUCGGCCUCGCCAAGCCUCUCAACGCUUGGAAACAACAAGGAGUUCCUGAUCUAA